This is a messenger RNA of Plasmodium reichenowi, 888 nucleotides long. Its product is annotated as haloacid dehalogenase-like hydrolase, putative. The record is from RefSeq and is a predicted model, not a curated record. Gene Ontology annotation, molecular function: phosphatase activity; magnesium ion binding. Lineage: Eukaryota; Apicomplexa; Aconoidasida; Haemosporida; Plasmodiidae. Bases 1 to 888 code for a protein of 295 amino acids. The transcript has a single exon. Gene Ontology annotation, cellular component: cytosol.
AUGGCUUCUAGUAACGAUGUACAUUCUGAUGUGGAAAAGGCCUUAAAAGGUGCAAACAUUAAGUUAUUAUUAAUUGAUUUUGAUGGUACAUUAUUUGUUGAUAAGGAUAUAAAGGUGCCCGAUGUAAAUAUUGAAGCCAUAAAAGAAGCUAUUGAAAAAGGUUAUAUGGUUAGUAUAUGUACAGGAAGAUCAAAGGUAGGUAUAUUAAGUGCUUUUGGCGAGGAGAAUUUAAAAAAAAUGAAUUUUUAUGGAAUGCCAGGUGUAUAUAUUAAUGGUACGAUAGUUUAUGAUCAGAUAGGAUAUACCUUAUUAGAUGAGACAAUAGAAACAGAUGUAUAUGCUGAAUUUAUUAAUUAUCUUGUAGAAAAGAAUUUAGUUAAUCAAACUAUAUUUCAUAGAGGUGAAUCGAAUUAUGUAACUGAAGAUAAUAAAUAUGCUGACUUUUUACAAAAAAUGUAUAGUGAAAAUAGAAGUAUUAUAAUAAGACAUAAUGAAAUAUUAAAAUAUAGAACAAUGAAUAAACUUAUGAUUGUUUUAGAUCCUUCAGAAUCGAAACAAGUUAUUGGAGAUUUAAAAAAAAAAUUUGCAAGUAAAUUGACUAUAUUUACAACAUAUAAUGGACAUGCAGAAGUUACCAAAUUAGGACAUGAUAAAUAUACAGGAAUUAAUUAUCUCUUAAAACAUUAUAAUAUAUCGAAUGAUCAAGUUCUAGUUGUAGGGGAUGCUGAAAAUGAUAUAGCCAUGUUAUCGAAUUUUAAAUAUUCAUUUGCUGUAGCCAAUGCAACAGAUUCUGCAAAAGCACAUGCAAAAUGUGUCCUUCCAUUGGCACAUAAAGAUGGAGCAGUUGCAUACUUAUUAAAAAAAGUAUUUGACUUGAAAAAAAAAUAA